AUGGAUAUGAUGCGACGUUUUCCGCUUCUUUUUGCGUUCUUUUUCUGCAUCGACCGCGUAGCAUGUUUGGAAGCCGCCGGUGUCCACAAUUUGUCAUUGAUGUUUAACAACAAGCCGUCAAAGAACUGGGUUGUCCUCGUCGCUGCUUCCCACACUUGGGUAAAUUAUCGACAUCAAGCGAACGUUUAUCACGCUUAUCACAUGUUGCGUGCAAACAAAAUUCCAGCAGAGAAUAUAAUUACCCUCGCCUACGACGAUAUUGCCAACAAUCCCAAGAAUCCGUUCAAGGGCAAAGUGUUCCACGACUACGAGCACAAAGAUGUUUACGAGGGUGUGAUAAUUGACUACCGUGGAAAAGACGUCAAACCAUAUAUCUUCACGAAAGUAAUGACAGGCGAUAAAAGACUUGAAGAAGAAGGGAAGAAGGUGCUGAAAAGCGGUCCUGAUGACAACCUUUUCAUCUACUUCUCUGGCCAUGGUUUCCGCAAUUUUGUUACGUUCCCGGAAGGACAUCUCACUGUUGCGGAAUUGAACGAUAUUCUCCUCCACUUGCAUGCAAAGAAAAAGUAUAACAAACUCAUGUUUUACAUGGAUGCUUGCUACUCUGGCUCCAUGUUCAUGGGUCUUAUUCCUCCAAAUGUGGGAAUCUACGUGACAACAUCAGCCAACGAGAACGAAGAAAGCUGGGCUGUUUUAUGUGAGGAUAAGCGAAUCGGUGUUUGUCUAGCGACCGAAUACUCGUAUGCCUGGAUUACCGAUUCAGAACACAGUGACCUGAAAAAGCGUACACUAGAACAACAAUACGAGGAGGUGAAAAAGAGGACAGCAGCUAGUCACGUGAUGAAGUACGGUGAUAUGGCGAUGGGAAGUCUCCCAGUUGGAAAGUUCCAAGGUCACUAUGAUCUACUGAUGCAGCGAAAUGAUGUGGUCAAAGCACCGAAAGUUGCAGAUAGGAAACCAGCUCCCCGUGUGCAUUUGUUUUCAAUAUCUCGAUGCCUGAUAGAGGCGGCAACCGAGGAAGAACACGAAACUGCUUGGCGAAACCUUCAACGUGCACUUCAGCUUCGCCACGUCGUCAAGGAGACGUUAUACGACAUCGUCAUGGAUGUGAUGAUCCACCAUAAGCCGACGGUAAAGAGCUUGUCCAGGAGGGAUGAGCUCAGGUGUUUCAAGGCAGUAUUUGGCCAUUUCCAGACGCGAUGCUUCACAAUUCAGCAGUUUCCAGAGGUAGCUCAGUACACAGUUCAUCUAAUGGAGCUGUGCGAAGCUGGGUACGAGGCCGAAACCCUCAUCGAGUCGGUCCACAGCGUAUGCUGCUAA
Opisthorchis viverrini is the source of this 1320-nucleotide messenger RNA. RefSeq lists its product as hypothetical. Gene Ontology annotation, biological process: vacuolar protein processing. The record is from RefSeq and is a predicted model, not a curated record. NCBI's taxonomy places the organism in Eukaryota, Metazoa, Platyhelminthes, Trematoda, Opisthorchiida, Opisthorchiidae. Gene Ontology annotation, molecular function: cysteine-type endopeptidase activity. The transcript is spliced from 12 exons. The coding region runs from base 1 to 1320 and encodes 439 amino acids.